This is a messenger RNA of Sinocyclocheilus grahami, 403 nucleotides long. Its product is annotated as B-cadherin-like. The record is from RefSeq and is a predicted model, not a curated record. Gene Ontology annotation, molecular function: calcium ion binding. Gene Ontology annotation, cellular component: desmosome; membrane. The transcript has 3 exons. Bases 41 to 403 code for a protein of 120 amino acids. Gene Ontology annotation, biological process: homophilic cell-cell adhesion. NCBI's taxonomy places the organism in Eukaryota, Metazoa, Chordata, Actinopteri, Cypriniformes, Cyprinidae.
GCCAAAGUUCCGCGAGUAACGCAGCAGCAAGCGGCGGAGAAUGGCGAAGAUCUGCGGCAUUAUACUGUUCGUAGCGCUGAUUCUGGCGAUACUGAACACUUCAGCGUCUGAAGGACAACAGAAGAAAAUCAGACAGAAGAGAGAGUGGAUUAUCCCACCACACAAACUGAGGGAAAAUUUCGAUUAUACGUAUCGGGAAUACAUAGCCAAAAUCCGUUCAGAUGAGGAGACCAGGACGAGUAUACGAUAUUCACUGACUGGAUCUGGUGCUGACCAGCCACCCAUUAACUUGUUCACUGUUAAUAGAGAGACUGGCUUGGUCAAGAUCCACGGAGUGUUAGACAGAGAGAAAACUCCCGUUUAUUAUGUGAGCAGCUCUUUCAUCUUUUACACACGAUUAUAA